UCCCACGGGAUUCACGGGAGCCGCAUUUCGAUGGGGGCGAAAUGCGAAAACACCCGUGUACUUAUAUCUGGUGCACGUUAAAUAACCGCAGGUGGUCUAAAUUUCCGGAGUCCCCCAGUACGGCGUGCCUCAUAAUCAGGUGGUGGUUUCGGCAUGGAAAACCCCGUAAUUUAACGAAGCGAGUGGCACCACUCGUUACAAGUAAAACAAAUUACGUCGCUUUCAUAUGCAGCUGCGCCGACGAUGAACGAGUGCGAGGUCAACAGACGCUCUCCCAUCAGUGCAGACACGGCGUUUACGCAGACGCAUCCGACGGCGCCGACAAAAAAGGCAAAGCUCCCGCGUCCAUCUCGCCGAGAUCGACAAAGUGUUGCUGCUAGAACCCACAGAUGGGAGGGGUAAUUAACUAUUUAUCGUGCAAUUUCUUUUUCGUGAAUUCGACCGGCCUGUUCAGGCUGCUUUAGAGUUUUGGUCUCCCUGAACGUCGCGCCGCCGUGACGUCAUCCCACCUGUUCUGAAUUCCUGCACUACUACGUGCAAAAAAAAAAAAAAAAAGAAGGAAAAGAACGAUGCCGCGUGUUACCAACAUACUUGCUGCAACUACCGGUGGCGCUGCAGUCAAACUGUUCGCAAGGUAACCAGAUGACCGCGAAAGGGUGUCAAUCAUCCAGAGCUUCAGCACUUCAGCGGGUCACUCGUACGCGAGCUAUAUCAGCGGACUAAACUAUUUUACCGAGGACAUCGUAGGCGAAAUUCUCGGACCGUGUCGCUCUGCCUUGCAGCACCCGCGCGAUUGGAACACGCAGACGCAUCUUGCAGCACUUCAUAGCAUGAUGCUGCCACCAGGCGUUGCGCCGUCCCACCUCGUGCGGGUCGCUCUGCUCGCACCACGCCAGCAGGCCCUCCUCCAGCGCUCUGCACAACACGCAUUGCGCCUCCGGCACUCUGCGGCGGCCUGGCUUCCCGUUGCCUCGGCGGAAAGCAACGGCUUGUGCUCCAAUGCCGUGGCUCGGGAUCCGCGCUCGCGUCACCAGCGGUGCGUUCAUCAGACUGGCGCUGCUAAGCCCACUACGAGCAUCAUUCGACAGCUGCUGCGUGACGCGCCUCCGCUCCGUUACAAGGAACGGCGCAUCGAGGUCGCCACGUGCGGUGACCUCUACAAGAAAUGGCGUGCUGAGGGUCGCCACGGCUACCAGCGGGCACCCGACACGGGCGCUCGUGUGCCGGUUGUGUAUAUCCACACUGGGCUGGACCGCAUCGAGCGCGGAGACCGGACAGAGCGACCGCUGUCCGUGCUGCUCACGGGGGCGCCGGGACAGUACCAGGACUUCAGCUACAACAUCCCUUUCCUCGACCAGAACGGUGUGGACGUUCUUUGCUUCAACUGGCCCAACUUUGCGUUCAGCUUGGAGACCGGCUACUGGUGGCAUAGCUGCGACGAAAAAACCAGUCUAGUCGUCGAUUUCCUCAAGAAACUUGACAUCAAGAAGAUCGACAUGCUGGUCAGCCACAGCACCGGAAGUACACCCGCGGUGCAGCUGGUGGCCGAGGAAACCGAGAUUGAUGUGAAGUCCUUGGCCCUGCUUAUGCCCAUCGCAACGCGACACUUCAGGGGCUCCAGCAACCCUCUGCUCUUCAAUCCUGCAGUUAGAUGGGCGAUGAAGAGUCGACACGGGGCGUCCAUCAUCAUGCCCCUCUUCCAAGCGGUCAUGUCGUUGAGCAGGCACCCAACUAGGGGCCAGCCGCACGACGUAUUCUUCGCCUACCACUCGUGCACCGGAUACGAGGAACAUCGGGUUGAGCAGCAGUUGGCCACAAUUCGGAACCGCGCAAUGCCCACCCUCGUGAUAAUCAGCGACAACGACAAGCUCCUGUCAAAGGAAGACAACCACACAUUGCUGCGGAGGUUGGGCCGCGACCCCGAGCGGACCUGGUUAUACGACUCGGCCGGGCAUCUCCUCCGGAGGGGUGGUUCCGACAUAGUGAAAGUAAUCGAGCUGAAGGAUGGAUCGCACUACGGAUUUGUACUCUGCCCCGACAUCUGCAACGAGAACCUUGCCGAAGUCCUCGAGAGGGUGCGACGGCGCUAAUUCAAGCAGCGCCUGUCAUCGCUCACGAGCGCACACUCUCUAGAAAAUUUUUUUUCCUCGGAUACUAAUAGACCAUUAUACGCUGUACGCGUAUGAUUCAUUCACCUGGCGCAGUAGGCUAUAUAGUGAGCGUAAUUGCAGGCCUCGCGUGUCGUUGAUUUACUCCGUCUAACAGCACGCCCGUGGAGCAUAAAACGGCUAACCUCGUUGAAUGGUCUGCAGGAAACCUCGUCUUGGAUAUGUUGUCACAAUCUCGUUUUACCAUUUUCGCUCCGUUCUGCUAAGGGCAUUAGUUUUAUACAUGCUAUAUUAAAGGGAUUUUUGUGAUCGCUGGUUACAAGAACCAUCCGUUCUAUACGGUGCCUCCACCGGCGUGGCAUGGGGCUAAAUGAUGACUUGCAACGACUUCACUUGGAAAUAAAGCACCUGUUACUGCCGGA
Messenger RNA from Dermacentor andersoni, 2530 nucleotides. RefSeq lists its product as uncharacterized. The record is from RefSeq and is a predicted model, not a curated record. NCBI's taxonomy places the organism in Eukaryota, Metazoa, Arthropoda, Arachnida, Ixodida, Ixodidae.